Perkinsus marinus ATCC 50983 is the source of this 714-nucleotide messenger RNA. RefSeq lists its product as hypothetical. Gene Ontology annotation, biological process: tricarboxylic acid cycle; succinyl-CoA metabolic process. Gene Ontology annotation, molecular function: succinate-CoA ligase (ADP-forming) activity; ATP binding. Gene Ontology annotation, cellular component: succinate-CoA ligase complex; mitochondrion. The coding region runs from base 1 to 714 and encodes 237 amino acids. The record is from RefSeq and is a predicted model, not a curated record. The transcript is spliced from 3 exons. NCBI's taxonomy places the organism in Eukaryota, Perkinsozoa, Perkinsida, Perkinsidae.
AUGCUGCCAAUCCUAUCCAACAGGAAUGGCCGCUCCACUACAAUACGCCGUGGUGUACUACCACUGGCCAACACUGCCAUGUUUUCCACCUUCAACGGGAACCCUCGUGUCUUCGCACCCAGAGGUCUGCAAGUUCGCCAUCUCAACUUGCAUGAGCAUCAAUCGCUCGACGUUUUUGAAAAGUACGGAGUUUGCGUACCGCAUGGGUAUGAUGCUAAGACUCCCGAAGAGGCUGAACAAUUCGCCAAGGCAUUGGGUGGUGGGGAUGUGGUCGUUAAAGCUCAGGUCCUUGCAGGUGGUCGAGGACGUGGGUACUUCAAGGAGAAUGGUUUCCAAGGCGGCGUCCAUAUCGUCAAGAACCCGAUUGAGGCUAAAGACUUGGCCUCCAGAAUGAUUGGCAAAACUCUCUCUCGAAAAGGAAGACUCCGUUUAUCGAAAUUCGAGAGGUUUAAGAUAGCCUCAGAGAAGUACUUCGCCAUCCUCAUGAACCGUUCCUUCGGUGGGCCUGUUAUGGUCGGGUGCAAGUAUGGUGGGAUGAGUAUAGAGGAUGUUGCUGCUGAACACCCCGACGCCAUCAUCAAGAUACCAGUAGACAUCGAUAAUGGAAUCUCCGAUGGUGAGGCCAGGGAGAUGGCCGAAAAGAUCGGUUUCGAGGGUGAAAUCGUUGAUGAGGCUGUCAUUGCUAUUAAGGCUCUCUACCAGACAUUCCGCUAG